UCCAUAUGCGAGCUCGCGGGGGUUCCUGACUGGUUCCUAGUGUCGAGCCGAGAACGCUGAUCAGGCACGCCGAGAGGCAAUUACGUCCUUUGACAGCUCAUGAGAAUAUUUAGGGGGCCAGGAGUUGGAUUCCAACCCCUCACUCCAUCCCUCCAUUUUUUAUCCGCUCGUCGUCACUACUGGGAGCCCAUUAAAAAAGUCAUACUAUGAUGCACUCCCUUUCAGGCUUUUCCGUUUUGGCUCUCCUCCUUGGCCUCUUGGUUUGUGCCGCUCCUGGUCCGAGGAGCUGUGAUACCGAGCUCUGCGGGAGCAAGUUCUUGCCCACUCGGAAUUUGGUUGGUGAUAGUCUAUUCGAGCGACACGAUCCCAAGGCAGAGCUGUCGCCUCGUGUACCAUCUCAUUGUCACCAUCUUCCCAAUCGCAAGUCGGAUGACUCGGGCGUUCCUUACUGUGCAGUCAUUCAGGUCCUCAGGAAGGAUAAUGGGGCGAGUCUCGGGUAUAUCUCGAAGAACACUUUCUUCCAGGCGCAGUAUCGCGUUCAGCCAGAUAUCUCGGACGCCGUUGUUGUCAAUUUCACGGUGCACAAUGUCCAUAAAACCCACACGGGUGUAGACUUGCUUACUGUGAACUCGGACAUCCCCAACUACUUCUAUUUGGGACUCGUGCAAGGUCGGGAUGAUGUCACCUCCAUUCUUCAUGCUGGCAGCUAUCAAUACGCUUAUAUCGCCAACACCAACCCAACUCCACCUGACUCGCCACCUCAAAAUGUCGGCAACUCGUAUACUCAAGCUACUGGCAGGCAACGCACCUCUGAAUCCGCUGUUUGGACCCUCGACGUUUCUGCUGGUACCAUCACUCCAGUAUGGACAAAUCCUGAUGGAACUCAACCACCUAUCCAAAUUUUCCUUCAGUCCACGGCGGUAUACAUCAGUGGGGACGCCGGUCAGUUCAAUGCGAGGUACCCUGCUCCCAUCACUUUCAUUACUCUCAAGCUCGUCACUCAGUAGUAAUGCUCGGUGGUUCGUUUAAAGUGUGAUUAUAUUAAUAAAUCUUACGCACUCUUACGAGUUCUUGGCCAACUCUUCUCCUUUUUCGAACGCGUCAUGCCGCAGCCUUAUUUGAUGGAGUGGGGGCAGUUUCAUUUUGAUUGAUGAAUUGUACAUUGCUAGGAUGGAUCUAUGGGCUUCAUCGUUUU
Messenger RNA from Cantharellus anzutake, 1195 nucleotides. RefSeq lists its product as uncharacterized. NCBI's taxonomy places the organism in Eukaryota, Fungi, Basidiomycota, Agaricomycetes, Cantharellales, Hydnaceae. The record is from RefSeq and is a predicted model, not a curated record. The coding region runs from base 207 to 1007 and encodes 266 amino acids. The transcript is spliced from 8 exons.